GGCAGUUUAUUGAACAAAAUUCUCACAGCGUUCAUUUCCUGGACUAUUAUGAAAGAAAAGACAUUUUGUUUUGGGAGGGCAACAGGUUUGAAAAACAUACAGAAAAUAUUUAUUUUUUAUACAAUACCUACAGUGAAUUAUCAAGAAAGGCUAAAUGAAGUGUGCAGUGUUUAAGCUGUGGAACUUAGUUACGAGGCAGCUGAGUUCCUCGUGUGACCGACUUUUUUUUUUUUUAUAUUUUCGAUUUCCAAUUGGCAGAAUGCUACUUUGCGUAAAAUGCACACAUGCCUCGGUUUCGUAAAGGCGAUCGGACAAACGGCCCCUGUCUCCCGCUUCUCAUCGUACAGUAGUUUCCUCACAGAAACCAAUUGCACCACAGCUCUGUUUCGGGGCAGCGUCAUGUUUUGUGACUGCAAUGGCCCUGUGGAGGGCGAUGGGCGGAUCUGGACGCAGAUGGCGCUGUUGGGCGUAUAUUUUGUUUCAGUCCCGUUUCCCUCCAUGGUUGUCUCUCCUCUCUCCGACUAACUUAGCGCUUGGCUCAGUUCAUUAUACAGUCCUAUAUUCUCCCUCCAUUAGGGCAUCUCUGCCUUUGGACUGAAGAUCCCAGCGAAACCCAGGAGAGAAAAGUUUCACUUGCACGGGGACGAGAUGGACAUGAACAAGAGGAUCCACUUGGAGCUAAGAAACAGGACACCGUCUGAUGUACGAGAACUCGUCCUCGACAAUUGUCGAUCACCUGAAGGGAAAAUCGAGGGCCUCACAUCCGAAUUUGUCAACCUGGAGUUCCUCAGUUUGAUAAAUGUCGGCUUAAUGUCAGUGUCCAACCUGCCUAAACUAGGAAAACUCAAAAAGCUGGAGUUGAGCGACAACAGAAUCAGCGGCGGCCUCGAUGUUUUAGCAGAGAAACUUCCCAACCUCACACAUCUAAACCUGAGCGGCAACAAAUUGAAAGACAUCAGCACAUUGGAACCAUUGAAAAAACUGGCCAACCUGAAGAGUUUGGACCUGUUCAACUGUGAAGUCACAAACCUGAACGACUACAGGGACAGCGUGUUCAAGCUGCUGCCCCAGCUCACCUACCUGGAUGGGUACGACAUGGAGGACAGGGAAGCCUCUGACUCUGACGGAGAGGUGGACGGUGUAGAUGAUAGUGAAAAUGAAGAGGGAGAAGAGGAGGAAGAUGAGGAUGGAGAGGAGGAGACCUUUGAUGAGGAAAGUGGAGAGGAAGAAAGCGGAGAGGAGGUAGAAGGAGAAGAGGAUGAUGAAGAGGUCAGCGGCGAAGAUGAGGAGGAAGACGUAGCUCAGGAUGGAGAAGUAGAUGAUGAGGAGGACGAUGAUGAUGACGAUGAAGACGCAGAGGCUGCCAAAGGUGAGAAGAGAAAGCGAGACCCAGAGGACGAGGACGAUGACGACGAUGACGAGGACGACGAUUAAGACGAGCAAAGCUGAAAACGAGAGCCUACCGAGUCACCCUCCCUCCCUCACAAACCCGAACGUCCGCCCUCUUACAACUCGCACCGCCUUUGUAAUCCAUGUCAACCCCCCCCCCCCCCAGCUCUGAGCUCUUUUAAUGGGGCAAGACUGUACCGGAUGGGUGGGCCGAGUGGAGCUGCCCCACCCUCAACCUCCUUCUCCUCUAUCUGUUUUCUUCUUUUUUUUUUGCCCCCCCCCCCCCCCCCCCCCCCCCCCCAAAUGGAACUGAGAGCCACCCAACACCCUCCACCUCACCGCCCCAUGGCCCCCAGAGGUUCUCAGGCAGCCCACCACUCAGCAUUCCACAAUUUCACUGUCAAUCCCUCUUUAUGUAUUCCCGUGUGAGAACUUUGGGACUGGUAUCUAGUUUUGGGUCUGUGCUUUUAAUAUUUUGUUGGAUGAAUUAUUUGUUUUCUUGUUGGGUUCAUUAUUUCUCAUUUUUUUGUCUUUUAUUAUUAUUUUUUCUGUUCCUUAUUUUU
This is a messenger RNA of Platichthys flesus (European flounder), 1952 nucleotides long. It is a transcript of the gene anp32b, whose product is annotated as acidic (leucine-rich) nuclear phosphoprotein 32 family, member B. Gene Ontology annotation, cellular component: nucleus. The transcript has 7 exons. Gene Ontology annotation, molecular function: histone binding. Gene Ontology annotation, biological process: regulation of apoptotic process. The record is from RefSeq and is a predicted model, not a curated record. Lineage: Eukaryota; Metazoa; Chordata; Actinopteri; Pleuronectiformes; Pleuronectidae. Bases 649 to 1434 code for a protein of 261 amino acids.